AUGUCAGACGGGUUUCGCGUGAUCGUAGGAUCUGACCAAGCGGGUUACGAGUACAAGGAAGCGAUCAAAGCUGAUCUCCAAAAAAACAAAGCAGUGGCCAGUGUUGUUGAUAUUGGAGUUGGUGACAACGCCGAUGGGACGGCGUAUCCACUGGUGGCAAUUGAGGCAGCUGAAAGGAUUGCCAGAGGUGAAGCAGAUCGUGCCGUUCUUAUCUGCGGUACCGGACUUGGAGUUGCCAUUUCUGCCAACAAAGUUCCUGGGAUCCGUGCAGCUACAGCCCAUGACUCAUUCAGCGUUGAAAGAAGCAUUCUUUCAAACGAUUGUCAGAUAUUGUGCAUGGGACAGAGAGUGAUUGGCCUUCACUUGGCCCGGAGACUGGCAGCUGAGUGGUUUGCCUACAAGUUUGACAAUUCCAGUGCUUCUGCGGAUAAGGUGAACACGCUUACUGGAUAUGAGAUUUCAAGGAAAGCAGUUGUUUGA
Messenger RNA from Kuraishia capsulata CBS 1993, 480 nucleotides. RefSeq lists its product as uncharacterized. The transcript has a single exon. Bases 1 to 480 code for a protein of 159 amino acids. Gene Ontology annotation, biological process: carbohydrate metabolic process. Gene Ontology annotation, molecular function: isomerase activity. Gene Ontology annotation, cellular component: intracellular anatomical structure. The record is from RefSeq and is a predicted model, not a curated record. Lineage: Eukaryota; Fungi; Ascomycota; Pichiomycetes; Pichiales; Pichiaceae.